UUGCCACCUCUCUCUCUCUCUCUCUCUCUCUCUCUCUUCCAUGUAUUCCGUACGGAUUAGGGUUGGGGCUCCAAAUCCCUCUUGAUUCUCUCUAUCUCACACUCUUCUCAGCUUGAGAAGGGGAAUUCCUACCAAACCUCCAGUGUUCCAUCUUUCUGAGCUGUUUUUCGCAUUUUUGGCGGGGAAAUUAGGGCUUGUUCUGAGCUGAUUUUUAUUUUUAUUUUUAAAAUUUGGCUCUGUUUAUUUGUUUUAGAACUUCUCGAGCUGGUGGAGAGGUGUUUGGAUUGCAUUUGGUGAUGUGACUUGAUUCUAAUAUAUUCUGUUCUGGGUCGACGGCGGUGGUGUCGGUUUGGUUUUUUUCUAGGGUUCUUGGGCGGUUUUGUUUUGGGAAGACUUGGUUGAGGAAUUAGGGUUUGGACGGUGACUUUCUGUUUGGAGUCUGCAGCGGUGUUGGAUUUGAUUUUGUUCAGGUUUGAGCAGAUGAGUCGUACAACGACAAAUGAGAGCGACAGCGGAAUGCUUGCAAAGGACCAGACUGAUUCACCUUCAAUGGAUGAAAGCAGCUGUGGAGGGGGGAUGGGAGGAGCAGGCCUUUUGAAGAAAGGGCCCUGGACAUCCGCAGAAGAUGCUAUUUUGAUGGAUUAUGUUAAAAAACAUGGAGAGGGGAACUGGAAUGCUGUGCAGAAGCACUCGGGCUUGUCUCGUUGUGGCAAAAGCUGUCGUUUGCGAUGGGCAAAUCAUUUAAGGCCAAAUCUGAAGAAGGGGGCCUUUACGGCUGAUGAAGAACGGAUGAUCAUUGAACUCCAUGCGAAAAUGGGAAACAAAUGGGCUCGGAUGGCUGCACAUUUGCCCGGCCGAACUGAUAAUGAAAUAAAGAACUACUGGAACACUCGCAUCAAGAGAAGGCAACGCGCUGGUUUACCGCUUUACCCUCCCGACGUGUGUUUGCAGGCACUGAAUGAGGGUCAACCUAAUCAGAACAUUGGCGAAUUCGGGGCUGGUGAUACACGGCAUCAUGACCUAUUGCAGCCAAACAGUUAUGAAAUUCCUGACGUCAUCUUCGAUAAUCUGAAAGCCAAUCAAGGGGCUUUAUCCUAUGCACCGACUUUUUCCUCUAUUCCCAUUAGUAGCAUGCUGAAUCAAGGGUUGGGACCAUCUCAGAACUACAGCUUAGCACCUCCACCAAUGCAUCGUGUCAAGCGUCUCCGAGAAUCUGAAACCUUGUUUCCUGGUUUUCCAGGGGGUGUCACCAACCCAUUCCAAAACGACACCUGUGAGAAGGUCCAGUCACCCUUUGGUCUGGGCAUUCCCUAUGAUCCUGAUCCCGACGUCAAGAACCCGGCACCCUUUGGGGGUGUUGUUACCGGCAGCCAUGCCCUUUUAAAUGGCAAUUUUUCUGCUUCCAAGCCUCUUCCUGAGGCGGUGAAGCAGGAGCUCCCUUCACUCCAAUAUCCCGAAACUGAUCUGGGCGGCUGGGGCACAUCCCCCCCUCUGCCAUCAAUUGAUGCUGUUGAUGCUUAUAUCCAGACUCCUCCGCUGACCAUGCAUGUGCAAUCUGACUGUCUUUCGCCUCGCAACAGUGGCCUUUUAGAGGCACUGUUACAUGAAUCACAAGCACUAAGCAGCGCAAAGAAUCAAACAGCUGAGAAGAGUCCGAAUUCGCUGGCAGCGACCCCCACCGACAUAAUGGACGGGUCGAUGCUGAAUGAAUGUGAGACGGAAUGGGAAGGCUACACUGAUCCAAUUUCUCCCUUGGCCCAUUCUGCCAUAUCAGUCUUCAGCGAGUGCACACCUAUCAGCGGCAGCUCGUUGGAUGAGUCACCACCUGUUAAAGCACUGCCUGGUCCUGAGAUCAAGAUUGAAAAGGUUGAACAUGUCUCUGCCCCAGGUGGGGGAGGAGAUAAGGAGAGCAUCCCUCGGUUGGACUUCACCAGGCCUGAUGCACUACUCGGUGCAGACUGGUUCGAACAAAGCUCCGAAUGCGCAAAUCACCUGGCGGCCCUUCUCAACGAAGACUUCUGCGGAGAUUACAAGCACAUGGCCACCGGAUCUUCUACACUGAAUCAGGGAUGGGGACUUGGCUCAUGUCCAUGGAAUAACAUGCCUGCUGUAUGUCAAAUGUCUGAGUUUCCUUGAGGAUCCCUGCUUUUCCUCCUCUGGACAAAGGCAGUCUGUGAGAUGGGAUCCAUGGGUUACGUGUAUCGUUAGGAUGCUGUGUAUGGCCCAGUCGUGCUUCUCCAGAACAAGCAUACGUGGAAAGGCAUUGGAUAGAGAGGUACUUUUGCUGCAAAACUUACGCUUUUGUUAUUGUUUGUAGAAUAACUAUGCACUGUUUUAGUAUCUGAACAUCGCUAUUCAAUGGGCUUCAAUUAUUUGAUAGAUUCCAUUACAUAAUCUUACCUAUAUAAUCAUUUACUUAUGCUUGGUUCA
Messenger RNA from Magnolia sinica, 2430 nucleotides. RefSeq names its product transcription factor GAMYB-like. The coding region runs from base 481 to 2136 and encodes 551 amino acids. Lineage: Eukaryota; Viridiplantae; Streptophyta; Magnoliopsida; Magnoliales; Magnoliaceae. The record is from RefSeq and is a predicted model, not a curated record. The transcript has 4 exons.